CUCAAAUAAUGGCCAGCUAGAUGGAUAGUUUUGAUUGAAGUAGUAAGGGAAGAGAGAGAAAGGAACAAAGGGAGCACAGCAUUUUGAACUCCACACACUAUUUGUCUCUCUAUAAUACAUCUACACUCACACACACUUUGAUCUCUCUCUCUCUCUCUCUCUUUCUUUCUCUCUCUGUCUAUCUCUCUGUGUCUGUCUGUGUGUCUCCCGUAUUUUGCAAUCACUGUUUGGUGUUUUUUGUGUGUUUUGAGUAUUGCGGGGGAAUUUGAUGCGAGAGGGGAGAUAAGGGAGUAGAUCGGAGAUGGCGGAGGUUUCCGGCGAGAGGAGUGUGGCGGAAGUGAGCUCCGGCGAGAAUGGCGGCAAUGUGCGGCCUGCCACGGCGGAGGCUACGCCGCCGCAGCUGACGGUGUCGGCGUCCUUCAAGGAAGGGAAGACGGCCAGGAGGAGAGCGUCGGUGAGGCCGAGUCUGGACGCGGACGAGUUCAUAAAUCUGCUGCACGGCUCGGAUCCGGUGAAAAUGGAGCUCAAUCGACUCGAGAACGAAGUCAGAGACAAGGACCGGGAAUUGUCUGAGGCUCAAGCGGAGAUCAAGGCGUUGAGGUUUUCUGAGCGCUUGCGAGAAAAGGCUGUUGAAGAGCUCAAUGAUGAGUUGGCAAGGGUUGAGGAGAAGCUGAAGUUGGCAGAGUCUCUUCUAGAAAGCAAAAAUCUUGAAAUUAAGAAAAUAAAUGAUGAGAAGAAGGCCUCUAUGGCAGCACAGUUUGCAGCAGAAGCCACUCUUAGGAGGGUUCAUGCUGCUCAAAAGGAUGAUGAUAUGCCCCCAAUUGAAGCAAUUCUUGCUCCUUUGGAGGCUGAACUCAAGUUAGCUCGACAGGAGAUCGCAAAGCUUCAAGAUGAUAACAAGGCAUUGGAUCGUCUCACCAAAUCAAAGGAAGCAGCUCUACUUGACGCCGAGAGAACAGUUCAAUCAGCACUGGCAAAAGCUUCUAUGGUGGAUGAUCUCCAAAACAAGAACCAAGAAUUGAUGAAACAGAUAGAAAUUUGCCAGGAAGAAAACAAAAUUUUGGAUAAAAUGCAUCGCCAAAAGGUUGCUGAGGUUGAAAAGCUUACCCAAACUGUGCGUGAGCUUGAAGAAGCUGUUCUUGCGGGCGGUGCAGCUGCAAAUGCUGUUAGAGAUUACCAGCGGAAAGUUCAAGAGUUGAAUGAGGAGAGAAAAACUCUUGACCGGGAGUUGGCUCGUGCCAAGGUAACUGCAAAUAGAGUGGCAACUGUGGUUGCUAAUGAAUGGAAGGAUUCUAAUGAUAAAGUAAUGCCUGUAAAGCAGUGGCUUGAAGAGAGAAGAUUCUUGCAGGCAGAGAUGCAACAAUUGCGGGAUAAGCUAGCAAUUUCUGAACGAGCUGCAAAGUCAGAAGCCCAGUUAAAAGAAAGAUACCAUCUAAGACUUAAGGUUCUAGAAGAAACUUUAAGGUCAUCUAGCACCAGCGUUCGCAGCACACCAGAUGGAAGAUGUUCAAAUAAUGGUGCUUCACGUCGGCAAUCACUAGGUGGAGCUGAAAAUGUAUCAAAAUUGACCUCUAAUGGAUUUUUACCCAAGAGGUCGCCAUCCUUUCAAUUGAGAUCUUCUGGGACCAGUACAGUGUUGAAGAAUGCAAAAGGGACAUCGAAGUCAUUUGAUGGUGGCUCAAGGUCAUUGGACAGGGGUAAAAACCUUCUUAAUGGCACUGGUCCAAAUUUCAAGCAAAGCCAGUCAUGUGAUGGAGCCAAGGAUAGUGAAACUCAAAAUAAUACCUUGAAAGGAAAUCAAGAUGAAAAACACGAUGAUUUACAAGUAACAGUAACAGUGGAUACUGUGCCAGGAGUAUUGUAUGAUUUACUGCAGAAGGAAGUGAUUGCUUUGAGGAAAGCUGGUCAUGAAAAGGAUCAAAGUCUUAAAGACAAGGAUGAUGCUAUAGAGAUGUUAGCUAAGAAAGUAGACACUCUAACAAAAGCAAUGGAAGUUGAGGCUAAAAAAAUGAGAAGGGAGGUUGCUGCCAUGGAGAAGGAGGUGGCUGCAAUGCGAGUGGAUAAGGAACAUGACAAUAGGGCAAAACAAUUUGGAAAUUCCAAGGGUCCUGUCAACAGUUCUCAGCUCCUUCCUGGAAGGACUGUAGCUAGAAGUGGAGUAACACGCAGCAUGCAAUAGUAGUAAGGAAACUCCCCGAGUACUGCUGUAAGAAGCAAUUAUGCAUAGAUUGGCCUCUGCUCUAAAUUACUUUUCCAUUAUCCUAUUCCACCCCUUAUAUUGUUUAUUGUAAAAUCAUAACAAAGCAUGAAAAACGAGUUUGAUCGAUCCCUCUGCUCUAGUGGGGAAUGUGAAAAAUUAGUCGAGAAGCAGAGAAGACCAAUAUAGAUGGAUUUGGUGUAUUUCCAAGUUAGACUACUGAUCCCUCUCUCCUGUCUGUCUGGUUGUGGCAACAUGAAAUUUAGCUGUUAAGGGGAGAAAACCCACCCGUGGAAUUCGAUAUAUGUUUCUGACUUUAGACUGAUCCCUCUGCUUAGAAAUCACCAAGAAAAGACACUGAAACCAUCAAGGUUGAGCUAACUCUCUUUUGGCUGAAUGAUAUCAGUGGCAGUGAUUGCGAGGCUGUAUAGGUGGCUUGAUGUCAUUUACUUUAUCCAGCUUUUUUAAAAUUAAACCAUGUUUGCAGUCUGUAUUUGUAAUAUGCAAGCUAGUGUGUGAUAUGGUUAAUGGUUCCAGUUUGUCAAUAUUCUUGUAUUGAGUGAUACUACGAUCAGAUUUUUCGCUCCGUAUUUAUUUAUAUUUUUACCUUUUUCUCA
Messenger RNA from Ipomoea triloba (trilobed morning glory), 2814 nucleotides. RefSeq names its product microtubule-associated protein 70-2-like. The transcript has 11 exons. Gene Ontology annotation, molecular function: microtubule binding. The record is from RefSeq and is a predicted model, not a curated record. Gene Ontology annotation, biological process: cytoskeleton organization. The coding region runs from base 302 to 2179 and encodes 625 amino acids. Lineage: Eukaryota; Viridiplantae; Streptophyta; Magnoliopsida; Solanales; Convolvulaceae.